GGAGCCGGGACAGACUGUCAACUGGCACUCUCCGUACCAGCCCAGAGUCUCCGAGCGGACAAUGGAGAGCGACAAACAUUCCUAGCACUCAGUGGGGCGUUCCAACAGCACCUGGGGGUGUUGGUGAAGCAGCUGCUGAACAGCGAGGGUGUGGCGCAGUCAUGGGCGGACACAGUGCUGCCGCUCGCGCAGCAGGUGGUCGCGACCGUGCGUCCGGACCCUCGCUCUGACACUGACGACAUGGACAUCCGCCAAUAUGUCCAGCUGAAGAAGGUGAGUGGGGGAUCAAGGUCGGACAGUUGUAUCGUGGGUGGGGUAGUCUGCAGCAAGAACUUGGCCCACCGAGCCAUGCCCGCCAAGCUUGCCAACCCUCGCAUCCUGCUGCUUAGCUGUGCCAUCGUCUACCAGCGAAUAGAAGGACGACUCAUGUCUCUGGAACCUGUCAUGAUGCAGGAGCAGGAGUAUCUGCGCCAUACGGUGGCCCGGAUCGCUGCCAUGGCGCCGGACUUGGUGCUGGUGCAGCGAAACGUGUCCAGACUGGCCCAAGAGAAUCUACUACGACUCGGGAUCAGUCUGGUGCUAAACGUGAAGCCGAGCGUGUUGGACCGUGUCGCUCGCAUGACAGGUGCCGAUAUAGUCAAAAGCAUCGAUGCCCAGGUUGGCCGACCACAGCUAGGCACUUGCACUAGCUUCUACGUCCAGUCAUUCACAACAGACACAGGUGCCACAAAGACGCUAAUGUUCCUGGAGGGAUGUAUGUCGCCGCACCUGGGUUGCACAGUAUUGCUACGCGGCGCAUCCACCGCCGAACUGGCCAAGCUUAAGCGAGUGACCGGCUGGCUCAUCUACGCCCUCUACAACUGGCGGCUGGAGUUCUCCUUCCUCAUGGACGAGUUUGCCGAGCCUCCCACUCUAGGGGACGACAACUUCUUCCAGGACGAUGAUCACAGUCCCAAGAAAGAGAAGUUGUUGACGUCCUCACCGCUGAACGAUAACUUCAUAAACAGUCAGUCCAUGCAGCAGCUCCGGAACAGUGGGGGCAGUCGGUCGCCCAGUGUGAAGAGAGUGAAGAGUGCGGACAAGGAGAACAGGGAGAGUGACGAGAGUCUGAGUGAUAGAACGAAACUCUCGGGGAAGGAAAAAUCUAUCAGCGACGAGAGACGGAUGAAUGUUGAAUCCGUUAGUGACUUCAGUGAUCCACUCCACCUCUACAUGAACCUGGACGAUGAUGUGUUCAAGAAAAGCAACAACGGACAGUCACUGUCUGUGUCAGAACCUGCUAAGUCCAAUAGGUUUCGUAAAGCUCUAGACGACACUCUGCUCUCCGUUUCACCAUUUUUAAAGUUCAGUGUCCCGUAUCUGGAGACUGAGAACGGCCGGAACUGUCUGCUUCGGAGGUAUUUUCCCAAGCAGGUCUACUGGACAGCCCAACUCCAAGACAAGACUGUGACUAGGCCAACUCCAGCUGCUCCAGAAAUGUCCAAUAAGGAUGCUCUCCUCAAACUUAAUGGAAUUAAGUUGGGACCGGUUCAUCCGUUUAUAACCGCAAAACUGACGGAACCAGCCAACAGCCACAAUGUCCAGACCAUGUUGGCAUUCUACAGGGCGUGUGGAGGUCGUCUGCCACUACCUCCACUCCACAAGCCCCUGGUCCCUCCCACCCCGACCCCAGCCACCGCUGCUCCCACCCCAGCCCCGCCCACCGACGCCCUGGACCCCGCCAAACACCAGAGGCUCGCCGUGCUCUUCUGCAGCUAUUCCCAUGAGUCCCACAACGCCCCUUCCUUCUGUGUUAAUCCUUGGGUGGUCCAUAUGGACUAUUACGGCCGUAAUGACAUUCCUCUGGGUGCGUUCUUGGAGCGCUACUGUUUCCGAAGUUCGUAUACUUGCCAGUCAGACCGCUGUGAUACGCCGAUGCUCAAACACGUGAGGAGGUUCGUCCACGAAGGCGGUGCGGUGCAGAUAUCUCUGCGUGAGAUAGAGGGAGCCCCACACACCGAUGAUGACAGUAUCCUCAUGUGGACAUACUGUCCUGCGUGCAACCAACAGGUCUCACAAGUUAUGCGGAUGUCGCCUGAUACAUGGUCGUUCUCUUUUGCCAAAUUCCUGGAGCUGCACUUCCAUGCCGGACAGUACACAGUGAGGGGUUCAGACUGUACCCACUCCAUACACCAGGCCUGUCGGCAGUUCUUUGGCCACAACAAUAUGGUCGCCUACUUCCAGUAUGAGAAGAUAUCAGUGUGGGAGAUCUCGCUGCCGCCGUUGCUACUGGUGACGCAGCCCACUACGCAAGCCGCGCAUCAAGAUGCGAUCCUAGAAGAGGUGAAGCGCUGGGCUCUCAACGGCUACGAAGUGUUUAGUGCCAUCCUUAACAGACUCUGCACACUCGCUUCCAACGGAGAAGCUGGCGCGAUGGUGAUGAAACAGCAGCUGCAGAAGGAGCAGACCAUGUUCAAGGGAAGAGUGGAGGAGAUACAGAUGAGGCUCACCUCUCCGACCCACAUGUGCCAGCCUCCAUCUCAGGGCCAAACAGACAGUGUGUGGCAACUGGAGGACUCUCUAGUGCUGCUCAAGCGCAGUAUUGCAGAGGCGGUGGCAGAGUGGAAUGUGCGGCUUUCCGAAGCGGAGACAGCGCACAGUGCUCGAAAACGCGAGGAGAAGAACAAGAAAUCAGGCCAAGACAUCAAGACCAACCUGUCCACUUCGGCUGGACUGUCUGAGAUCAUUGACGGGCAGCCGCUAGCUCAAGCGUACGACGUAGGGGAGACUGCCGCGAGCCGCAGGUCACUGCCGAGUCAGAGUUCACUGCAGUCGGCAACUGACGUUGUGGACGAUGUUCUGGCCACCACAGAGGAUACCAUCUUCACUGUAGAUGGCUGUGAUGUUGACGUGUUAGACAGUCCCGCCGCUGCUGUUGUGAAACCAACGGAGGAUUCUGCUCCUGUCAUGGCCCCAGAGUCUACAGUGCCAACUAGUUCUAGCUCUGAGCUCAUAUCUGAGUCUGAGGAGGUCCACGAACACACCUCUAUGGAACAGGAUAUCCAGCCAGACGAAGACGUGGAUGUUAACCCCAACAGAGACAGCCACAAUGCCAAACACCCCCAUCAGCUGACUGACAGGGUCAGUGUCAAGCAGAUCCUAUCUCAGCUUCUGCCCAAGGAUACUCCAGCCAACCCCUUGCAGUGCCCCAUGAGCCCCCAGGAACACCACACCUUACCCCUCGGAGCCGCUGUGCCUGUAGUGGUCUACGAGAGAGAGCCCAGUUUCCAUCAUUUCCUAUGCCCUCAGCUGCCACGAUUACCGGACAGGACUGGAGGACUUGAAGGCCAAGCGGAUCUCUGUCAGUGACCAGCCUCU
This is a messenger RNA of Homalodisca vitripennis (glassy-winged sharpshooter), 3357 nucleotides long. Its product is annotated as putative 1-phosphatidylinositol 3-phosphate 5-kinase. The transcript has 16 exons. Gene Ontology annotation, molecular function: 1-phosphatidylinositol-3-phosphate 5-kinase activity; ATP binding. The record is from RefSeq and is a predicted model, not a curated record. The annotation marks the transcript as partial. NCBI's taxonomy places the organism in Eukaryota, Metazoa, Arthropoda, Insecta, Hemiptera, Cicadellidae.